Wickerhamiella sorbophila is the source of this 1065-nucleotide messenger RNA. Its product is annotated as Phosphatidylinositol 3,4,5-trisphosphate 3-phosphatase and dual-specificity protein phosphatase PTEN. Gene Ontology annotation, cellular component: cytosol; plasma membrane; nucleus. Lineage: Eukaryota; Fungi; Ascomycota; Dipodascomycetes; Dipodascales; Trichomonascaceae. The transcript has a single exon. Gene Ontology annotation, molecular function: protein tyrosine phosphatase activity; phosphatidylinositol-3,4,5-trisphosphate 3-phosphatase activity; protein tyrosine/serine/threonine phosphatase activity. Gene Ontology annotation, biological process: cell motility; protein dephosphorylation; phosphatidylinositol 3-kinase/protein kinase B signal transduction. Bases 1 to 1065 code for a protein of 354 amino acids. The record is from RefSeq and is a predicted model, not a curated record.
AUGGACAUGCUCCGGUCCUUGGUAUCGUUUCGGCGCAACACUUUUAAGGAUGCGCAAGGCUCAAUUGAUCUCACGUAUGUAACGCCGCAGCUGAUUGUGGCAUCGAUGCCCACAACUGCCUAUUGGGAAACUUACUAUCGCACGGGUGUCGAAGAGCUCCGUAAGUUUCUCCAAAACCAUCACGAUGAAAAUUGGCACAUUUGGAACCUUCAAAUGCCCGACGAGCGCGGGUACAAUGAGGAGGACUUUGCCUUCAAAGUAACCCUUCGACCGGUUCCAGAUCAUUGUGCUAUCCCAUUUGGACUGCUCAUAGCAAUAGUCCGUGAAAUCAACGACUACCUGGUGCAAAACUCCAAUAAUGUUGCUCUUAUCCAUUGCAAGGCGGGCCAGGGCAGAUCUGGCUCCGUGGCAUGCGCGUAUCUUCAAGUCUAUCACCACCACACUUUUGAAACUGCAAACUCAAUGUUUACCUUAAAGCGCAUUAGACCCUUUAUGGGCCCCGGGGUGUCGAUCGCUAGCCAAGUCAGGUACCUGCGCUACAUUGACGAUUGGAAUGCCUCUGGCCAGUUCCCUCUCGAUGCAUUGCAGCAUAUGCGGGUGCAGCUAAGAUGUAUUGUACUACGCAAUCCUUUAUCAAUGGAUUUCAAGGUACGUGUUGCCGACUUUGGAAGUGAGUAUGUCGUCCAUAAUGAGGCUGAAUGGACCACCGACCAGCGCACAUCGAACUCGGGCUCGUCCAUAAUUGUACUAAGACCCAGCCGCAGUGCACCACUAUGGCUGGCUCCUGAUAUUCAGCUCACAUUCACACGAUCCGUAUCGGUAGCUGGCGUCAACUUGACCCACACGGCAGCCUCCGCCUGGUUCAAUGCCUUCAUGGAAACCGCGCGAUUGGCCGCCGCAGAAACUGUCCGCAUCCCCACAUCAGCUGCCCCCACUCCUUCAAUGUCGCCUGAGUCUCCACUUAAAGGGCGGUUUUCCUGCAACUGGGCGAACUUUGAAGGUUUCUGGGGCACAUCAUUGCGAGGACCGCCUGCUUUUGAAUCUAUGGAGGUCUAUUGGCAAUAA